AAAAAGAAACAACAUGUCUUCAAUCCUUGUUGUCGGUGUUUUUGGCACUGAUGGUAAACUCUCAACCACUGCUCAAACUAUUUUUACCUCUAAAUUCCAAGACAACAAAUUCUUAAAGAACAAUUCAUGGGUUGGCACUGAUCGUAGUGUUGAAUUGUCCUUGUUGAAUGUUGAUGAUGUUUUUGAGACUAGUUUCACUCUCAGAAAUACUAUUGAAAAGAUUGUUUUUGUUGGUGUUGCUCAAAAGGAAAAGAAGCCUACAGAAAAUUCAAGUGUUUUUGAACUCUCAUCACAAUAUAGUCAACAAGCUGUUGCUGAUAGACAUGAAUUUGUUACUCUCAACCAAUCUAUUAGAAAUCAAGUAACAACUCUUGUUGAAUCCAUCAAGAAGGAUAAGAAGGAUGAAAAAUUCGUUAUUUACUUUGAUGAUUUCAAUGGUCAUUCACAAGCUGUUGCUGAAGGUGCUGCUUUGGCUACUUGGAAAUUUGAUUUGGACUUUGAUAAGUUUUUGGCUCCAAUCUUUGGUCGUGAUGGUUUAUUGUUGAAUUCAUUCAAGGCUCUCCCAUCGGCCACUGAAAAUGAUCAAAAGCAAUUCAAGACUGGUAUUAUUACUGGUAGCUCUCAAUUGUUCAGUAGAUAUAUUUUGGAACUUCCAGCUAACUAUUGUACACCAAUCAAAUAUUGUGAUUUACUUAAAUUGAAGAUUGAAAAGUAUUCAUUGUUCGUCAGUCAAGAAUUCCUCUCUGCCAAGAGUAAGAUUAAUGUCUACGAUGAAGAAUGGGCUAAAUCAAAGGGUAUGGGAUCAUUCCUCUCCGUUACUGCUGGUACUAGUGCUCCAGCUAGAGUUUUGGAAGUUGUCUAUACUAACAAUUCUCAAAAGAAGGCUGAUGAAUACGAUUUGGCUAUUCUUGGUAAGGGUAUUACUUUCGAUUCUGGUGGUAUUUCAUUAAAGCCAGGUGAAGGUAUGAAGGAAAUGAAGGGAGAUUGUGGUGGUUCAUCUGCUGCUUUUGGUGCUGCUGUUGCUGCUUUGGAAUUGGAAUUGCCAUUGAAUAUUAUCACUGUUGCCAUGUUGUGUGAAAAUAUGCCAGGUCCAGAUGCUACCAAGCCAGGUGAUGUUGUCAUUGCUAUGAAUGGAAAGACUAUUGAAGUUGAUAACACUGAUGCUGAAGGUAGAUUAAUUUUGGCUGAUGGUUUGUGUUAUUUGAGUGAAAAGCAACCAGAAGUUUUGUUGGAUAUGGCAACUUUGACAGGUGCUGUUAUUAUUGCCCUUUCUCAUGUUACUGCUGCUGUUUACACUAAUUCUCAUGAAUUAUUUGCUGGUUUGGAAAAGGCCUCUUAUCAAACAAAUGAUUACUUGUGGAGAAUGCCAAUUUUCAGAGAUGAAUAUUUGGGUCAAAUGAAGUCAGAUGUUUCUGAUUACAACAAUAUUGGAGGUAGACCAGGUGGUAGUUGUACUGCUGCUACUUUCUUGAGUGAAUUUGUUGAUUUCUCAAAGGUUAAGAAGUGGGCUCACUUGGAUAUUGCUGCUGUUACUCACACUAAGGCAGGAUACACUGGUAGACCAACUCGUGCCAUUGUUGAAUAUAUGCAACAACUCUCAAAAUAAAUUAUUUGAUUUCCUCUU
Naegleria gruberi is the source of this 1624-nucleotide messenger RNA. RefSeq names its product leucine aminopeptidase. NCBI's taxonomy places the organism in Eukaryota, Heterolobosea, Eutetramitea, Acrasida, Naegleriidae. Gene Ontology annotation, cellular component: cytoplasm. Gene Ontology annotation, molecular function: manganese ion binding; metalloaminopeptidase activity. The record is from RefSeq and is a predicted model, not a curated record. Gene Ontology annotation, biological process: proteolysis. The coding region runs from base 14 to 1606 and encodes 530 amino acids. The transcript is spliced from 2 exons.